AUGACGCAGCCUGGUCGCGAAGGUAUGGCGCGAGACAAGGUAGGUGUUAAAAAACCACGUAGCGGCACGGACAAUGGGGACGUCACGGAGGUGGCGGCCUCUGCGCCCGCACCGCACGCAAACGCCGUCACAAGGGCCACUCGAAGUAGUACCCGCACGCAGCAAGGAUCUGCGAAUCAAGAAUCCGCAAGCGCCGCUAAGAAGCUCGACCUGCCCAAGUACAAGACGAAAGUUAAAGUGAAUACGGUGGACCCCGAACCAGAUGAUGUCGUUGUCCGCGUCGCCAGAAAGAGUAAGGAUGUCUCUUUCACAUCCAUGUCUUUGAACAACCGCGCCGGACAGUCGUGCGUCGUCACCGCCAGAGAUCUUGUGACCAUCGCAGAUGGUCAGUGCCUCACCGAUGCGAUAAUCGACUUUCACAACAUAUUGUUGAGCAUCGAACAUCCACGGACCCCUAAUGGCAAGACAUGGGCGGUUAUGGACAGCAUGGCGUAUCAGUACGCCACGGGUUACAACAAGCCGUUCCAGCACGGCAAGGGGGAAAGUCUGCUCGCCGUCGACUUUCUGGCCAUACCGGUUUUCAAGGGAAACCACUACUCGCUCAUCAUCGUGUGCGAGCCGGCGAAGUUGUUCCGCAAGGACGGGGAGGGUGAUGGGGACAAGCUGCAGAUGGUCCUGUUCGACAGCGAGGGCACACAUGCCGGGGAUCCUACCGUCUUUGAUGGCGCGAAGCUGCUGCUGGAUAUCACGACAAAGCAGUUGCACCCAGAGUGCGACCACGAGCGACUUGUUUCCACGCUUUGGAGCGCGGACUGUGUGGUGAUGCAGUCAGACUUCUCAACGGUGCUGAAGUAUCUGUAUUUGGACGGCGUGAGCGGUGGCCAGUACCGCCGGCGCAUGCGUGCGGAUCUGAGCGCGCAUGCAGCUUGUGAGCUCGUACCUGCGCUGACCACACGGGGGAAGAUCGUUCCACCGCAGUAUGCACCUCGGACAUCGGAAAUCGGCGCUGUGAGGGCGUCGGACGAGGUGGACAUGAGGAGCCGUCUCGCUCAGUACCAGGUCGAGGUGUACGGACUACGGAGGGAACUUGUCAUCUGGGGCGCGGCAAUGACCGCGCUCGGGAACGCCAUGGGGUACAGCAGAGAUCAGAUGCUCGCAGCUGCCGCGUACGUGGUGAAGACGGAGGGAGGGGCUUAUCGGAGCAUUGAACCCGGGGGAUCACCCUCUACGCCGCCUCACCUGCCUACUGAGCGGACCGGUGGCCCCCUCCCCGCCGAACCCUGUGGCGUGCAAUCGUGUGCGAAGGGUGGGUUUGUGGCACACACGGAAUUGGGCGUAAUCCAUCGGCACCCCCGGCCCCUUCCUCCCUUAUCGCGUGCGUCUCCGGCCCAUGACAGUCCUGGUGGCCCGAAGACCCCUACCAACGGGAACGGUGAAGUCGGCCCGGGUGUACGUGCGACGACAGAGGUCCUGCUAGACAUGCCUGCUGCGAAAAGGGGGGAGAAGCGACCACGUGUCGAUGGCGGAAGCUUGGCAGCGGAAGGUACAACAGCCGCUGGUGGUGGGGGGGGAAGUGGUGGGUCCUCACAGUACACCGGGAGCAUGUUGGACCAUUCGGCGGGAGGAGUUCACGGGAGUUCAAACAUGGAGACAUCGGACGCGUCGAUCGAGCCCCAGCCUGCUUCCAGGUCACAGAGGGUGUCCAAGCCUCCGUCGUACCUCCGCAACGCAUACCAGCUGACUCAGAAGCGACAGCGCGGGAGGAAAGCGGAGCGAUCGGUUGCAGUGCCAGCCAAGCGCGCCAGGGUGACGAAGGCGAAGGGGGUUCCUCUGAAUGCAUCCGCUGCGCCAGAGACUUCAGUGGCGGAGGCACCUCAGGCAGAGGUGGAGAUAAGCGUCGGUGCGGGCGAUGAGGACAUCGAGAGUGAGAGCGAGGCACGCCCGGCGCCCUCCCGGUCGAAGAACUUGGCCUCUGUGAUGGCAGAGUCACAGGCGACUGCCACCACCAGGCCCCGUCCUCCGCCCGUGCGUGUGCCGGACAACCCUUUUGUGGCCAUGCCUGUAGCUGGGUCGUCUCGUGACCCGACAGCGCCCGGGGAGGAGACACACAUUCUGAUUAGUCGCGCGGAGUUCGAGGCCUUGAAGAAGGCGCAAGAAGCGAGCGCGCGCACCGUGGCCCGUCUUGAAGAGGAGCUGAGGUCUGCUAAGGCUGUGCAGGCGCGUGCACCCCCUCGCAGGCCGGACGAGCAUGUCUCGGGGAGCGGUGGUGCUUCUGGUCGGAAGCGGAAGCGUCGGGAAGAACUCGCCGAUGAGGAGACAUCCGACGAGGAGAGCGAGGAUGAGCCACCCACCAAGAGGGGGCAUCUGAGGGUGUCCAAGUCACCGGUCCUGCAGCGGGCGCUGAAUUUUCUGCCCGCAAACAAGUCGUGGAAGCGCGCGUGCGACCUGGUGAAAGAUUACCUCUUCUUUGAGAAGGAGAACGCCCGGAUCACGUUCUAUCCGAGCAGCGACGACAAGACGGUGGGAGUGUGUGCAGUGAUCGAGCGCCUGCCUUUCGAUUUCGCGACACUUGCUCUGGCUGCGGACAAGGCAAGACGGUCGGAUUUGAACAAGGCCCUUAGCGAGUGGAAGUCGGGCGCAGCAGGAAGGACGCGGGACAUCUCGUGUCCACGGAUGGGGCUUUUCCGCGACGAGCGAGAUACGCGCAGCCCAUGGGCCACGAAGAAGGACCGUACUCUGGAGGAGAUACGAUCGCAUUAUGGGCUGCUGCUCGGCGUUGACGAUCCCCUGGCAUUGUCCAAGUUUGGGAACGAUCGGGAGGGGAUGCCGUUCGCCUCUGGCGCAUUCGUGGCAUGCGCGGUUGCGGCAUUCAAGCCGAAGAAGGUGGUCGGGCCACUGACGGUGAAGCUUUACCACCUGGCGUGGCUGGAGCAUGUGGCCGCGUCCACACGUUUGGACUCAUUUCCGCCCCUGCUUCCCCUCAUUUCCGCCCCUGCUUCCCCUCCUUUCCCCCCACGCAUCCCCUCAUUUCCGCCCCUGCUUCCCCUCAUUUCCGCCCCUGCAUCCCCUCAUUUCCGCCCCUGCUUCCCCUCCUUUCCCCCCACGCAUCCCCUCAUUUCCGCCCCUGCAUCCCCUCAUUUCCGCCCCUGCUUCCCCUCCUUUCCCCCCACGCAUCCCCUCAUUUCCGCCCCUGCAUCCCCUCAUUUCCGCCCCUGCUUCCCCUCCUUUCCCCCCACGCAUCCCCUCAUUUCCGUCCCUGCAUCCCCUCAUUUCCGCCCCUGCUUCCCCUCCUUUCCCCCCACGCAUCCCCUCAUUUCCGUCCCUGCAUCCCCUCAUUUCCGUCCCUGCAUCCCCUCAUUUCCGCCCCUGCUUCCCCUCCUUUCCCCCCACGCAUCCCCUCAUUUCCGCCCCUGCUUCCCCUCCUUUCCCCCCACGCAUCCCCUCAUUUCCGCCCCUGCAUCCCCUCAUUUCCGUCCCUGCCUCCCCUCCUUUCCCCCCUUGCUUCCCCUCCUUUCCCCCACUUCUUCCCCUCCUUUCCCCCACUGCUUCCCCUCCUUUCCCCCACUGCUUCCCCUCCUUUCCCCCACUGCUUCCCCUCCUUUCCCCCACUGCUUCCCCUCCUUUCCCCCACUGCUUCCCCUCCUUUCCCCCACUGCUUCCCCUCCUUUCCCCCACUGCUUCCCCUCCUUUCCCCCACUGCUUCCCCUCCUUUCCCCCACUGCUUCCCCUCCUUUCCCCCACUGCUUCCCCUCCUUUCCCCCACUGCUUCCCCUCCUUUCCCUCACUGCUUCCCCUCCUUUCCCCCACUGCUUCCCCUCCUUUCCCCCACUGCUUCCCCUCCUUUCCCCCACUGCUUCCCCUCCUUUCCCCCACUGCUUCCCCUCCUUUCCCCCACUGCUUCCCCUCCUUUCCCCCACUGCUUCCCCUCCUUUCCUCCACUUCUCUGCCUCGCCUUUCACCCCCGUGCUUCCCCUCCUUUCCCCCACUGCUUCCCCUCCUUUCCUCCACUUCUCUGCCUCGCCUUUCACCCCCGUGCUUCCCCUCCUUUCCCCCACUGCUUCCCCUCCUUUCCUCCACUUCUCUGCCUCGCCUUUCCCCCCCGUGCUUCCCCUCCUUUCCCCCACUGCUUCCCCUCCUUUCCUCCACUUCUCUGCCUCGCCUUUCCCCCCCGUGCUUCCCCUCCUUUCCCCCACUGCUUCCCCUCCUUUCCUCCACUUCUCUGCCUCGCCUUUCACCCCCGUGCUUCCCCUCCUUUCCCCCACUGCUUCCCCUCCUUUCCUCCACUUCUCUGCCUCGCCUUUCAUCCCCGUGCUUCCCCUCCUUUCCCCCACUGCUUCCCCUCCUUUCCUCCACUUCUCUGCCUCGCCUUUCCCCCCCGUGCUUCCCCUCCUUUCCCCCACUGCUUCCCCUCCUUUCCUCCACUUCUCUGCCUCGCCUUUCCCCCCCGUGCUUCCCCUCCUUUCCCCCACUGCUUCCCCUUCUUUCCUCCACUUCUCUGCCUCGCCUUUCCCCCCCGUGCUUCCCCUCCUUUCCCCCACUGCUUCCCCUCCUUUCCUCCACUUCUCUGCCUCGCCUUUCCCCCCCGUACUUCCCCUGCUUUCCCCCGCUGAUUCCCCUCCUUUCUUCUCCUCAUCCCUCCUCACCCCAUCCUUUCUUCUCCUCAUCCCUCCUCACCCCAUCCUUUCCUCUCCGCAUCCCUUCUCACCCCAUCCUUUCUUCUCCUCAUCCCUCACCCCAUCCUUUCUUCUCCUCAUCCCUCCUCACUUUUCUUCUCCGCAUCCCUUCUCACCCCAUCCUUUCUUCUCCUCAUCCCUCACUCUACCAACUGGUUAUUGA
This is a messenger RNA of Closterium sp. Yama58-4, 4836 nucleotides long. The record is from the annotation of a GenBank genome assembly. Lineage: Eukaryota; Viridiplantae; Streptophyta; Zygnematophyceae; Desmidiales; Closteriaceae.